UCAGUUAUGACAGUGAUUCUCACCCUUGCGCGACAAAAUAUACCACUGCGAGGACACCACGAAUCAGAGACGUCGGAGAACCCAGGAAAUUUUAGAGCUAUUUUAGACCUCCUAGUCAAUCAAGACGCUCGCUUGCAGCAGAAGAAGAAUAGCCUUCCUAGAAAUGCCAGAUACCUAUCACCUAAUGUCCAAAAUACCAUACUGGAUAUACUUGGAAAGAUGGUGAAGGACAAGAUUUGCUCCGAGUUAAAGGCAAGUGGAGCUUUCACGCUCAUGGCAGACGAAACACGUGAUGUCAGCAAAAGCGAACAGCUGUCCUUGGUUGUGAGAUAUGUUUUUGAAGGCAAUGUGUGUGAACGGUUCCUAGGAUUCGUUGCUUUAACCGAUCUUUCUGCAGCGGGAAUCGCCCACUCUAUUACGAAAUCACUGGGUGAGAGUAGCAUUGAUUUGUCAAUGUGUGUUUCUCAGAGUUAUGAUGGAGCGAAUGUAAUGAGCGGCGAGCAUGGAGGCGUCCAGGCGAAAAUCAAGACUAUGUGUCCUCAGGCUACUUACUGUCACUGUUAUGCACACCGUCUGAAUCUGGCUCUCGUAGACUGCUGCAAAACUAUCCCAGUCGCUUACGAAUAUUUUUCACUUCUGAAUUCCCUUUACGUUUUCGUAUCUUCGUCGGCCGUUCACUGCGUACUUGAAUGUGUUCAGGAGAAUAUGAAGGAAAUCAAUUCCUCGUAUAAACCGGUUCAUCUUAAACGGUUAUCAGACACAAGGUGGACAUGUAGGGUAGACAGUGUAAGAGCUGUACACGACGGGUACAAAGCAAUCAUAGAGACUCUUCGUCGAGUUUCUGAGGGGAACAACAAGGAUCGUGCGGUGCAGUCCAAAGGAUUACUAAGUCAGAUUCAGUCUCUACAGUUCAUUGCUUGUACCGUCAUAUUUAAGAAAGCUCUCCUACUGACAAAGGGGGUUUCAGAUGUACUGCAGAGUAAGCAACUUGAUCUAGCUGCAGCCGUAGAUUUGGUAGAAACGGCAAUAGACACUUUGCUUGAAUGGAGAGAGGCGUCAUUUGAUUCAUCAUUGUGGAAGAAUCUAUGGAAUGAUAUCGAAGAACUGGCCAGAAACAACGAAGUGGACCUUGGUGAUCUUUCCCAGUCGAGGCGCCGCAAUCGAGUCAGCCAUCAGCCAACACGUCUAGAUGAGUACGUAAUAAUGGAAACGACCGGCAGGCAACCAGUUAUUUCAGAGGACGUCGAAACCUAUGUUAGAGUUUCCGUCUACUACGAAGUGCUUGACUCAAUCAUAGGAGAAAUGAAGCGCCGAUUUUCCCAUGAGACUCGUCCACUGAUAAGGGCAUGUAGCGCUUGCAUGCCUGGAUCAUCUUUUCUCAAUGCAACUACUAUGCAGCCAUUGAUUGUCCACUACAAGCUAAAUUUUGAGGACAUUUCUGUGCAAGCCGAAGAAUGCAAACGGUUUCUUGCAAGGAAGAAGGAUGUAAACUCUUUAUCUGACGUCUUACACCAUCUCUUGCCAGUCAAAGAGGCGUUUGUAGAGUUGUAUAAACUUCUGACCAUAGUGUUGACUAUGGGUGUGUCAACAGCAUCUUGCGAACGCUCGUUUUCGUGUCUGAAGAGGCUAAAAAGCUAUCUUCGGGCCGGUAUGGGUCAAGAUCGGUUAAACAGUAUGGCUUUGCUUGCAAUAGAGAGAGACCUCUCUGGAAAAAUAGACAUUGACGAAGCAAUUGAGUUAUUUGCUAGAAUAGACAAGAACAGGAGAAUUAAGUUACUAAAGUAGAUUGCUGUCUAUAGUGUAAAAACCGCACAGUGUGAGAGCUCUUCAGGAAGUACAAUAUCAACUCUACGAAAUACUACUCGCCGUCUACAGUGCAAAUG
Messenger RNA from Corticium candelabrum, 1883 nucleotides. Its product is annotated as zinc finger MYM-type protein 1-like. The coding region runs from base 7 to 1785 and encodes 592 amino acids. Lineage: Eukaryota; Metazoa; Porifera; Homoscleromorpha; Homosclerophorida; Plakinidae. The record is from RefSeq and is a predicted model, not a curated record. Gene Ontology annotation, molecular function: protein dimerization activity. The transcript has a single exon.